Messenger RNA from Aspergillus oryzae RIB40, 378 nucleotides. RefSeq lists its product as uncharacterized. The transcript is spliced from 3 exons. The record is from RefSeq and is a predicted model, not a curated record. Bases 1 to 378 code for a protein of 125 amino acids. Lineage: Eukaryota; Fungi; Ascomycota; Eurotiomycetes; Eurotiales; Aspergillaceae.
AUGCGACUCGAUGCGUUGUUGGACAAUGAACUCUUCGACUGGGACAUUGGAAACGUCGCCGACGGAAGAGAUCUCAUAACCACGAAUGCCAUUCAAGGCGUUACUGCCGACAAGGAUGAAAUCGCAGUUUCCCUGUCCUUACAAACAAAACUUCCAUGGAUAAUUGGCGAGUUUCCUUUCCUGUGGUACAGUAUAUCCCUAUGCCGUGCUACCUCAACUCAAGACCAGGUAUCCCUACCACUCGGAACAAUCAGCACCAUGCCUGUUCUGCGGAGGCCGUUCAGAGAUAGCGUACAUCUAACACCAGGAACCCUGGAACUACUACUAGUGCUCCGAUACGGUACGAAACGCGUCAAAGUGGUCGUGUAUUCGCUGUAA